UUUCUUGUCCUAUCGCUGGUGCUCCUUUUGCUGAGGGGUGUAGGGCUGCCCUCGGGAGGGUGAUCAGUGGCCCUGUUUGAGUGACUUUUGGAAGGUGUGCAGGAUGGCUCCCAACGAGACAAGGGAUGAACUUGUUUUCUUUGUGAAUGGUAAAAAGGUCGUGGAAAAAGAUGUGGAUCCAGAGACAACUCUGCUAACCUAUCUACGAAGAAAAUUGGGCCUAUGUGGAACAAAACUAGGCUGUGGAGAAGGUGGAUGUGGUGCUUGCACUGUUAUGAUAUCCAAGUACGAUCCCUUUCGGAAGAAAAUCCUCCACCACACUGCCAAUGCCUGCCUCUUCCCUGUCUGUGCCCUGCAUCGUGUAGCUGUGACUACUGUUGAAGGCAUAGGAAACACAAAAUCCAGGCUGCACCCAGCUCAGGAGAGAAUAGCAAAAAGUCAUGGGUCCCAGUGUGGCUUUUGCACUCCAGGCAUUGUCAUGUCCAUGUAUACACUGCUUCGGAACAAGCCUGAGCCCGAAAUGGAGGACAUAGAAGAUGCUUUCCAAGGAAACUUGUGUCGGUGUACAGGGUACAGACCCAUUCUGGAAGGAUACAGGACGUUUGCUAAAGAUGGGGGCUGCUGUGGAGGAAGAGCCAAUGGUUCAGGCUGCUGCAUGAAUGGAAAGGAAGACAGUGUGACAAUAUUGUCCUCCAGCCUGUUCAAUUCUUCUGAAUUCCAGCCAUUGGACCCUACACAGGAGCCAAUCUUCCCACCAGAGUUAAUAACGCAGAGUAACGCGCAGCAGAAGCAGCUGUGCUUCAAAGGCGAACGCGUGAUGUGGAUCCAGCCUACAACUCUCAAGGAAUUGGUUGCUCUCAAAUCCCAGUACCCCAAUGCCAAGCUGGUUGUGGGGAACACAGAAGUGGGUAUUGAGAUGAGGUUAAAGAACAUGUUGUACCCAGUGAUAAUAGCACCAGCAUGGAUCCCUGAGAUGAAUGCUGUCCAGCAAACUGAAACAGGGGUUGCCUUUGGUGCUGCCUGUACCCUGAGGUCAGUAGAGGAGGUGCUGAAAAAGGUGGUAGCAGAGCUUCCACCUUACAAAACCGAGAUCUUCCAGGCUGUCCUUGAGCAGCUGCGGUGGUUUGCUGGGCCACAGAUCAGGAACGUUGCCGCUCUUGGUGGGAACAUAAUGACAGCAAGCCCAAUUUCUGACUUAAAUCCUGUGCUAAUGGCAAGUGGAAGCAAACUGACUCUGGUAUCAAAUGGGGGCAAAAGAACCAUCACAAUGGAUGAGAAGUUUUUCACUGGGUACAGAAAGACAAUAGUUAAGCCUGAAGAAAUCCUUCUCUCUGUUGAAAUACCCUACAGCAAGAAGGGUGAAUACUUCUCAGCUUUCAAGCAGGCUUCCCGUCGGGAGGAUGACAUUGCUAUUGUGACCUGUGGGAUGAGAGUCCUGUUCCGAGAUGGCACGAACCGAGUGGAGGAGAUAAAACUGAGCUAUGGCGGAAUGGCUCCUACAACCAUCCUGGCACUAAAAACAUGCCAAGAGCUCACUGGCAGAGACUGGAAUGAGAAGCUGCUGCAGGAUGCCUGCCGCUCGCUGGCAGGUGAGAUGGAUCUGUCUCCUUCUGCCCCCGGUGGGAUGGUGGAUUUCCGGCGCACGCUCACACUCAGCUUCUUCUUCAAGUUCUACCUGACUGUCCUUCAGAAAAUGAGCAAGAGCCACAGUGGCACUAAGAAUCUGAGUGAGCCCAUCCCCUCAAACUACAUCAGUGCUACAGAACUGUUUCACAAGGAUCCCAUUGCAAAUGUCCAGCUCUUCCAAGAAGUGCCCAAGGGACAGGCCAUUGAAGACAUGGUGGGCCGGCCCUUGGUGCACGUUUCAGCAGCCAAACAAGCAUGUGGAGAAGCCGUUUACUGCGAUGACAUCCCUCACUAUGAGAACGAGCUCUACCUAACGCUGGUGACCAGCACCAAAGCCCACGCUAAGAUCCUUUCUGUAGAUGCUUCUGAAGCCCAGAGUGUUCCUGGCUUUGUGUGCUUUGUCUCUGCCAAGGAUGUUCCUGGCAGUAACAUCACUGGCAUCGGUAACGAUGAGACUGUCUUUGCUGAGGAUGUGGUCACUUGUGUUGGCCAUAUCAUUGGUGCAGUUCUUGCAGACACACAAGAACAUUCCAGAAGAGCAGCUAGAGCUGUGAAGAUUAAGUAUGAAGAGCUCAAACCUAUUGUCACAAUUCAGGAAGCCAUUGAGAAACAAUCCUUUCUUAAGCCUAUAAAGAGGAUUAAGAAGGGAGAUGUGAAGAAAGGAUUUGAAGAAUCUGAUCACAUUUUGGAAGGAGAGAUGUACCUCGCUGGCCAGGAGCAUUUCUAUCUGGAAACUCAUAGUACUCUGGCUGUGCCAAAGGGGGAAGAUGGUGAGAUGGAACUCUUUGUGUCAACCCAAAACCCAGCAAAGACACAGGAGUUCACUGCUAAUGCACUGGGAGUCCCUUCAAACCGGAUUGUGGUUCGAGUGAAAAGAAUGGGAGGAGGAUUUGGAGGAAAGGAGACUAGGAGCACUAUUCUGACAACUGCAGUGGCUGUCUCAGCCUCCAAAACUGGCCGCCCGGUCAGGUGCAUGCUGGACCGAGAUGAGGACAUGCUGAUAAGUGGUGGGAGACAUCCCUUCCUGGGGAGGUACAAGGUUGGUUUCAUGAAGAAUGGGAAAGUCAAGAGUCUGGAGGUGUCAUACUACUGCAAUGGGGGCAACUCUGUAGACCUCUCUUAUGGUGUUUUGGACCGAGCCCUCUUACACUUGGAUAACUCCUACAACAUCCCUAAUGUGAGCAGCACAGGCUUUGUUUGCAAGACCAACUUGCCUUCCAACACAGCCUUCCGUGGCUUUGGAGGGCCGCAGGGAAUGAUGAUUGCUGAGUGCUGGAUGAGCGACAUUGCUCGGAAGUGUGGCCUGCCACCUGAGGAGGUGAGGAAGCUCAAUCUUUAUCACGAAGGAGACCUGACUCAUUUUAACCAAAAGCUGGAGGGAUUUACUCUACGAAGAUGCUGGGAUGAGUGUUUGUCAAGCUCCAGCUACCAUGCCAGAAAGAAACUAAUUGAAGAAUUCAACAAGCAGAAUCGCUGGAGGAAGAGAGGGAUGUGCAUCAUUCCUACUAAGUUUGGCAUCAGUUUCACUGUCCCAUUUCUGAACCAGGCUGGGGCUCUGGUCCACGUGUAUACAGAUGGAUCUGUGUUAAUCACACACGGCGGGACUGAGAUGGGUCAAGGGCUUCACACCAAAAUGAUUCAGGUGGCUAGCAGAUCACUGGGAGUCCCCACCUCCAAAAUUUACAUCAGUGAGACCAGCACAAAUACCGUCCCAAACACCUCCCCGACAGCUGCAUCUGUCAGCGCAGACAUCAAUGGCAUGGCUGUCCAUAAUGCUUGUCAGACUAUUUUAAAAAGACUUGAGCCAAUCAAACAGUCUAAUCCCAAAGGAUCCUGGGAAAACUGGAUUAAAGCUGCCUAUGAGGACUGUGUUAGUCUCUCAGCCACGGGAUUUUAUAGAAUUCCUGACCUUGGCUAUGACUUUGAAAAGAACGAAGGGAAACCCUUCUGCUACUUCAGUUACGGUGUUGCCUGCUCUGAGGUUGAGAUAGAUUGCCUGACAGGUGACCACAAGAACGUUCGCACAGACAUUGUUAUGGAUGUUGGCACCAGUCUGAACCCAGCCAUAGAUAUAGGACAGAUAGAAGGAGCAUUUGUCCAAGGCCUUGGGCUCUUCACCAUGGAGGAACUGCGCUACUCUCCUGAAGGGAACUUGUACACUCGAGGGCCUGGCAUGUACAAAAUCCCAGCUUUUGGAGACAUCCCAACAGAAUUCAACGUGUCCCUUCUGCGUGACUGCCCAAACAGCAAAGCAGUUUAUUCAUCCAAGGCUGUGGGAGAGCCACCUCUGUUCCUGUCUGCCUCAGUGUUUUAUGCCAUUAAAGAUGCCAUCUACGCAGCGAGGCAGGACUCUGGUGUGACUGAACCCUUCAGGCUGGACAGCCCUGCUACCCCAGAGAGGAUCCGCAAUGCUUGCGUCGACAUCUUCACCAAAAUGUGCCCUUCUGCUGAGCCAGGCACCUUUAAGCCGUGGUCUGUAAGAGUGUAAAAAGGAAGUGGAGCAAACUCUCUUCAAGAAACUGAGCUUACAGCAGAAGAUCCACAAGCCAGUAGGACUGUAAUGGAGAAAAAAAUAAUAUAUAUAUGUAGUAUCUGUGUUCAUGUGGCUCACCCAUGAGCUGAUUCACGGAGCUUUCAUAUUUAAUUGUCCAAUCACUGUUUUCUCUAAGAGAGGGAAUUGCUGCUGUGAUGUAAAUUCAAAUGAAGAGUGCCUGGAAGGUGAUGUUAUUCCAGGUGUAAUUGCUGCCAUGAGGGAGAUGUGCUUGUCACCAGCCAGUCUGAAAUGGCAGGGUGCUUGCCUGCUUCUCCUUUUCUACUGAGGGAGGAGGAAAGACAGAUCACCUUGUGUUGCUAUGCCAAGAAGGACUUACAUGCAUUGAACCUAACCAAACAGUCCUCUAGCUGAGAUGGGGGAAAGCAUGAGCUGCACCGAGGGCUGGACCCUGCUGUGCCUCCUCUGCACACAAAGACGAGGAGGACUUUUGAUGUUGCCUAACAAAGCUGGCCUUAGCUAUGUAACAGAAGUGUUCCAGAGGAAAACCCUACAAUGUGACCCACAGCUGAUCUAUCCGAAGUGAAAUGCUGAUUGCUUUGUCUGCACCAGGGCUUGAAUGAAUUCUUAGCUCACAUGCUGCCUUGUCUACUCUGAUUAAACAUAAAACCAGAGACACCAAGAGGGUUUCCAGCAAAAUGCUGCUUCCUUUGACGCUGCCUUUUCCCACCCCACACCUCCAUUCCUUUCCUCAUCUUUUAAACAGGGGACCUCGGAGUAACAGACAAAGUUAGUCAUCGUUGUUCCCGAGGCAAUUUAUCCCCGUCCAGGCACGGGAGGAUGGGCACAGCUGGCGGUUAUUUGACACUGUGUGCUCUCUAGAGUCAAUGCUUUGCUGUCACAUCAUGGCCUUGCCUUCCUAAGACCUUAGUUUUGCUGAAUGUUAGAGAAUUGGGCUCGUUUUGCUACAGGGACUGCUUGUCUGAAAAGAGUGCUGACUAUGCCAGAUCUUUGGGGCUGAAGGCCUUUUUUAUGCUGGAUUUAAGGCUGGGCAUCCCUCUUGGCAGGUUUUGUCGCUGUCAAGUUUAACACUGCAGAAUCAUGUUGUUAUCUCUAGGUGAUGUCAGCCAGGUACUGUACCUGUUCAUUGUGUGCAAGCUUUCAUCUGUCUCUCUGGCCCACAGCUUUAUGAAAACGUCCUUUUUCUAUUCUUGUUUGUUUGUUUGCACUCCUAGGGCCAUCAAAAAGAAAUAAAAAUGUGGUGCAAGAGGAUGUAACUCCAUUGCCUUCUAAAACAAAAACUGUGCUCACGUACAAACUGCUCAAAACUGGCCUUCAUCUUAGGCCUUACCAAAGGAAUGCACAGUUUGAAAGACUUUGCUGAAGCACUCCAGGGUAUAUAGCUUGGAAAUGUGUAGAUUUAUUUCUCAUCUUAAAACAUGAUGGUUCUGCCACCUAGAAGAAGGGCAUAUGUGUAUAUGAGUUGCAAAAAGUCUUUUGUGCCUGCUGGGCUCCCUGUGCAGUUGCUUUAUUAAUUGAAAGAUGACAUUGGUGUUUCUGAAGCUCUGAGAUGCUGGGCAAGGGAGCUUUUGUGUUUUCUUCUAAAGCUGGCAACAUGUGAAAAGCCUCUAGGAGGAGAGAACAUGACCAUUUGUGUGCCAGAGCA
Molecule: messenger RNA, 5783 nt
Organism: Pogoniulus pusillus (Red-fronted tinkerbird)
Lineage: Eukaryota; Metazoa; Chordata; Aves; Piciformes; Lybiidae
Gene: XDH
Product: xanthine dehydrogenase
Exons: 36
Coding region: 104-4114 (1336 amino acids)
Biological process (GO): xanthine catabolic process
Molecular function (GO): 2 iron, 2 sulfur cluster binding; iron ion binding; FAD binding
Source: RefSeq, a predicted model, not a curated record